Messenger RNA from Arabidopsis arenosa, 510 nucleotides. Lineage: Eukaryota; Viridiplantae; Streptophyta; Magnoliopsida; Brassicales; Brassicaceae. The record is from the annotation of a GenBank genome assembly.
AAAGAAACCUCUCCUACUUGUGUAUGAUAUAUUCGAAGUCACCCGAACCUAGAGAUAAUAAAUAUCCAUUCUCCACAGUUCAAUCAGAGGCGAAGAGAGAAUAUUUUAUCUUGGUGGUUGUAGAAGAAGAAUCUCGAAGAUGAUAGAGGUGGUGCUUAACGAUCGGCUAGGGAAGAAGGUGAGAGUGAAGUGCAACGAGGACGACACCAUCGGAGAUCUUAAGAAGCUUGUGGCAGCCCAAACUGGAACCCGACCCGAUAAGAUUCGGAUCCAAAAAUGGUACAACAUCUACAAGGAUCAUAUCACUCUUAAGGAUUAUGAAAUCCACGAUGGCAUGGGUCUCGAGCUCUACUACAACUAAAUCAUCCGAUCCGGUACGCUAUUUUAUCUCUAUGUAAUGAGACUUGAGAUUUAGGGUGUGAUGCUUUCGGAAUUUGAGUUAAAAGAUUACUUUCUUUAUAAUUUUUAGUUUGUUUGAAAGAAUUAUAAGAUUAAAAUUGAAAUUGUUUC